CAUGAACUCAAGUGUACUUGCCCGAAUUACCGGCUUUGCCGCAACAGCCACCGCGCUGUACUAUGGAUUUAGUUAUGUACAAUCCGAAGCCAUUCGCCAACAACCGGAGAAUAUGGAGGAGGUGUUUAAGGGAGAGAAUGACAACAAAGUGAAAGAUAUGAUCCACGCACGUGAUGAGAGACAGAGGGCCGAGAGGAUUGAAAGAAAAAGGGCGCUGAAAGAGGAUUAGUGGCGUGUUGAUCUCGAAAUUUAUGUAUGCUUACUCCCGAUGUAUGUGUGUCUUAGUAAACACAUUAUUUCGUACCACACGUAU
Messenger RNA from Sphaeroforma arctica JP610, 313 nucleotides. RefSeq lists its product as hypothetical. The transcript has a single exon. The record is from RefSeq and is a predicted model, not a curated record. The annotation marks the transcript as partial. NCBI's taxonomy places the organism in Eukaryota, Ichthyosporea, Ichthyophonida.